Molecule: messenger RNA, 612 nt
Organism: Malassezia globosa CBS 7966
Lineage: Eukaryota; Fungi; Basidiomycota; Malasseziomycetes; Malasseziales; Malasseziaceae
Exons: 3
Coding region: 1-612 (203 amino acids)
Cellular component (GO): mitochondrial inner membrane
Molecular function (GO): copper ion binding
Source: RefSeq, a predicted model, not a curated record
AUGUAUGCUGCAGCAGGACUUGUUGCUGCUUUGGGCCUAACCUAUGCGGCUGUGCCACUGUAUCGGGCAUUCUGUGCAGCGACAGGAUACAGUGGCACUCCUAUGACCGAUUCAUCACGCUAUUCUGAGCCUUCACGUCUAGUUCCCUCGUACACGGACCCAUACAAUGCGGCACAUGCCACGGAACGGAUUCGAGUCUCUUUUAAUGCAAGUACCUCGAACCAAAUUCCCUGGUCAUUUGUUCCUGAGCAACGUGAAAUCUUCGUGUUGCCAGGAGAGACAGCGCUUACGUUUUUCAAAGCUCACAACAAAUCAGACCAAGAUAUCAUUGGAAUUGCCACCUACAACGUGAUUCCCGAUCGGAUCGCACCCUACUUCAACAAGAUCGAAUGUUUCUGCUUCGAAGAACAGAAAAUCCGCGCCGGCGAGGAAAUUGAUCUACCAGUAUUCUUCUUCCUCGAUAAGGAAAUGCUCGAAGACAAGGAAAGUCGUGAUGUGAAGGAUAUAAUUCUCGCAUACACGUUCUUCAGUGCACGACGGAACCCAGUGAAUGGUCAACUCGAACCCGAUACCGACCUGUCCCGCUACACUGUUGGAAAGGAUGCAUUGUAA